Molecule: messenger RNA, 867 nt
Organism: Perognathus longimembris pacificus (Pacific pocket mouse)
Lineage: Eukaryota; Metazoa; Chordata; Mammalia; Rodentia; Heteromyidae
Gene: Cav3
Product: caveolin 3
Exons: 2
Coding region: 82-537 (151 amino acids)
Biological process (GO): caveola assembly; regulation of membrane depolarization during cardiac muscle cell action potential
Cellular component (GO): caveola
Molecular function (GO): molecular adaptor activity; connexin binding; transmembrane transporter binding
Source: RefSeq, a predicted model, not a curated record
CGGGGCACUGGGCCGGGCCCCUGAGCUGGUCUCUCUGCCCGGCCUGGCUCGACUGUGGUCCCCAGGGCCCCCAGCCCCGCGAUGAUGGCCGAAGAGCACACGGACCUGGACACCCAGAUCGUCAACGACAUUCACUUCAAGGAGAUCGACCUGGUGAACCGAGACCCCAAGAACAUUAACGAGGACAUUGUCAAGGUGGACUUCGAGGACGUGAUCGCGGAGCCAGUGGGCACCUACAGCUUCGACGGCGUGUGGAAAGUGAGCUACACCACCUUUACCGUCUCCAAGUACUGGUGCUACCGCCUGCUGUCCACGCUGCUGGGCGUGCCGCUGGCCCUCCUCUGGGGCUUCCUCUUCGCCUGCAUCUCCUUCUGCCACAUCUGGGCAGUGGUGCCAUGCAUCAAGAGCUACCUGAUCGAGAUCCAGUGCAUCAGCCACAUCUACUCCCUGUGCAUCCGCACCUUCUGCAACCCUCUCUUCGCGGCCAUGGGCCAGGUCUGCAGCAACAUCAAGAUGGUCCUGAGGAAAGAGACCUAAAGCCAGGUGGGGCCGGGGCGGGAGUGGGCGCAGCUGGCAGGGCAGGGGGGAAAUCGGGCCAGGCUGGUCCCCUGGUCCUGCUCCACAGGGCCGCUGGAGAGUUCCUCCCCCUCAGACGGGAGCACACCGUGUAGGGAAAGAACAGACAGUCCAGUGCAGGAGUCCCGAGGCCCUGACUCCUCCACCGCACCGCAGAGCCCCAGGGACGGCCUGAGGGAAGAGGGCCUGCUAAGAGGCAGCUACCGCAAGUCUUUGCGUCUAUGUGUACUGUAACAGCAUAACCAGCAUUGGUUCCCCGGGGUCAACCUGUCCCCACACGCCCAGCAGCAA